UCUUCGUGAGACAUUCGUGCUGGUGGAGAGUUACCAAAGAAAGACCCGACAAAAUGGAUCGUAAAGCCGUAAUCAAGAAUGCCGAUAUGUCCGAGGAGAUGCAGCAAGAAGCUGUGGACUGCGCUACUCAAGCUCUUGAGAAAUACAACAUCGAGAAGGACAUCGCAGCGUUCAUAAAGAAGGAAUUCGAUAAAAAGUACAACCCCACGUGGCAUUGCAUCGUUGGGCGUAACUUUGGAAGUUACGUUACGCACGAAACAAGACAUUUCAUAUACUUUUACCUGGGCCAGGUAGCGAUUCUGCUCUUCAAGAGCGGCUAAGCUGCAAAUUCAAAAGUCUCUGUAUCCCAGCCAUUUUAUCCUCGUUCCUGCUCCCUCCCGUCCCAAUCAGUCCCCCACUUCCAUCUCGCGACCGCCAUGCCACAUAAUAUAAAAUAAACAUACAAAUUUGUUUCAAUGGAGAAAGAAAAACAAGUCACGUAAAAGUAACUAAAUACAUAAACAAUAUACAAACUUGUAUUUGAACAAAAGCUAAACGAAAGAGAGAGAGAGAGAGAGAGAGUGAGAGAGAGAAAGAGAGAGAGAGAUUGAUUCUUGCGAGAAAAGAGUGAAGUGGAGGAGCGGAAAAAACGAACGUACUACCGGGUAUGAUAAGAAAAGCGAAAAAUUAUGCGACACGUUAGUCAAGAACACAAAACAGGCUCAGACACACACCCACCUGCAAGAAGAAAUAUCAAUACGCUGUCCUUCGAUGUUAAAGAAUUUACUCGUGGGCUCGAGUAGAAAUUAAAUAUGUAGACAAAAACAGCAGCAGCAGCAGCAACAACAACUACAACAAGCACUCUCCGAGGAUGAGGUUCGUUCGACGAAAGUAAAGAAGAGAAAAAAAUCUUGGAAAAAAAUUACAAAAAAACAAGACAAAAAUACGACAUACUACCUUACAUGUUAAAAUGUAUUGCGUAUGCCAAAAAAACUUUGUUGUGUUCUUGUUUUAUAUUAGGUAUAAUAAUGUGUACGAUUCGACGCUCGCGGUUAUUUUGACUGUCAAAUUCAUACAUUUUUUUUUCUUUUCAUCCCCCCGUGCGGUAAUAAUUUAUGUACAAAGCGACGAAACUCCGGAUCCUCCGUGGCAUAGGAUUUUGUUUUUUAAUUUUAAUUCGAGCAAUGAAGAAUGUGUUCGAUGAAAGUAUCGGAUUGUGAGAAAAUAAUUAAAGAUUUAUAGCGACUGUCAUUAAUAAUGAAAGGGAAUACACACUGAUCGAACUUGGUAAUUUUCAUUUGAACAACUUCGAAAUCUCGCGUUUUAAUAAAAUAUAUUGCACGACAAUGAAUGCGGAUAAAGCAAUGCAGAACGUGACUUACGCCUUCGGGAUUCAUUCACAUUUUACCAACAUUCUGCGAUUAUUCCGUUAGUGCCGUUUUUUCAUUGUUUAUUUUAAAAUUAUAAUCUAAAGAAUAUUAAAAAGUACAUUAACACGAAAAAUAUUAAACAUGAGAUUUUUUUAUAUAUACAUAUAUGUACAUAUAUGUAUAGCGCACUUGAAUAUUAUCUGCAUAAUGAAAGGGAUAUCAGUAGUUUAUAGUGUAUUCAAAAAAACUACGCAAUUUUAUUAUUAUUAAUAUUAUUAUUAUUGAUACCUAAUAAUAGAAGUGAAAAGAGAGAAGAAAGGUUAAUUUCAUGAAACUUACCAAUUGCAUUUUGUUAAAUGUCACAUACGAAGAGGUGAAUCUUUCGGACACGGGCGUUGAAUACUUAACCCGACAUAAAACAAACGAAAAUAGAGGGGUCUCUCUCAGUGUAAGUUGUUUCUCGUUAAAUUACGAAAAAAAAAGAAAGAUUGAAAACGAAAAUAAUAUAUUUUGCUCUUUUUUUUUAAAUGAUUUUCCUCCGUUCGACUAAACUGUAUUGGCGAUCGAUGUAUGUAUAAAUAUCGUAUUUAUACAUAGCGCAACUUGAUGCAAUAUUCCACAGAGUGUUCCAAUUGAGGAGGUGAAAAUGCAAAAGGCCAUAGGUCCUUUGCAGACUCCCUCAUAAAUGAUGAAAAGAAGGAAAAUCCAUGUUUCCCUUUUGAUUUUCACUUGCUCAAUUAUCCGCGAGAUAUUCCUCCGACUCUUGUGGCAUACGCGCACGCCCGCGCGCGCGCGCGCGCACACACACACACACACACACACGUGUUUAGAAUAAAAAAAAAAAGAGGAAGAAAAUGUUCUCGAAAAUUCAAUUUUUAUGUCGGACACAAGAAAUUUAACAAUCUCUUUUGCACGAGUGGCUUGUAUCGUUGUGUGAAAAAAGAAAAUCAUUUCACUAUCAUAACUUACCGUAAAGAAAAAUAAAAGCAGAUGCGGUCAUGAUUGGUGAAUCCACUAGUUUCGUAAGAGAACCGCGAAAUAAAGAAACCUGGACGUGUAUAGGCGUGGGGGCGGGAGGACGGGAUUUAACAAACAAACAAAGCUCGAAUUAUACAGAAUACAUAUUUAAAAACAUCCUUGAUAAAGUUAAUAUCUCUCGACGCGGCGAGAGAUAAACGCACGAUUGAGUCUGUAUAGGGAGUUUUUUAAUCUAUCUAUAUUUUUCAAUCUAUCCUAUAGUGAAUAUUAUGCAAAAGAUUGUAAUAUCGUCGGACAAAAGAAAACAUGAAACGAAAAGGAUUCCGUACACGCGAAAGCUAUUUCAUUCGAUUUUACAUAGAGUAAUAUACGUUGGCAAGAGAAAUCUCAGCCCUUGUGUCCUAUUAGGAAAUUAAUGUACAUUCACGAGUUUCAGGCACUCUUUUUUUAUUCAUUUCUUAUUAUUAUUAUUAUUAUUAUUAUUAUUAUUGUAUCGAGGGAACCAGAGCUCAUUACAAAAUCAUGUCGAUCGACGACUAAUCAUUUGACGGAGAUGUCGGUACUGCCUUUGAAUGAGACAUAGCUUGACUCUCUUGAAAUAAGGGUGUACAGGGAGUAAGAAUAAUGUCGAUGUAGUCUUUCUGUCAAUUGUUUCCAUCUGAUGUCGCUUCGUAACACAAUUAUUGAUAUUUUUUUUACACUCUUCAGAUUUUGUGUAAAACAGCACCUUAAAAAUGAAUUUUCAUUCGAAUUUUGUUGACCACAUUUGACAUUCUAUGGGGACUAAUUCCUGUGGGCAAUUAUCUAGAGUCGCGGCAGCGACUCUGAGACAAGCACAUUUAUGUUAUGACGAAGUGCUGCCAGAGACUCCUUACCGGAGCGAUAGCGUUUCCAAUUGUUUUCGAAAAUUUUCAAAAUUUGUUUCUUUAUAACAGUAACAUAAGCUAGAAAUCCAUCAGACUCGUUUUCACUGUCACGAGAAAAACCGAGCUCCAUUCAAUAAUUUAUUCGUUCUCGAUUGGUCAAGAUUUAUAUAGAUUUUUUUUUCAAAUUUUUUUCACCAAUAAUUGAUCGUCGAAUAUGUGAUAAAAUGAAUUGUUUAUAAAUAACGAAAUUUGUUGAACUCGAUCGACCUGACUUUACUGGCAAAAACAUCCUCGAUAAAAUUAUUUCUCAUUGUUCUAAUCAUUAUUUUAUUUACUACGACGUUACUUUAUUCCCAAAUCUUAUUUUAUCUUUUGUUGUCUAUAUCGAUUGAAAAGAAUCUAAUUUUUGAAUGUUUAGGUAAUUUGUUAUCUCGCGAGUUUUUACAAAUGAAAAAUGACAAAAAAAUAUCUCUUCGGUCUUCGUACUAAUGCUCUAGUAUUAACUAGUUUUAUGAAAUCUUAAAUAUAAAUAUGAAUUUAUAAUAUGCCGGCUGCAUUACGUAUUUAUCGUAUACGUAGGCGUUGAAAGAAAAGAAAAGAAAAAAUAAGACUUUUUUUCUUAUCGAUAUCUUUGUUUUGGCACACAAAAAGGCCUAGUAGGCAAAUUCACGGCGUGUCCCAACGCGAAGCGUCAUCAUUCAGAGUUUUCCAUUGCGAUAAAUAUUAAUUGGACGAUCGAACGUGUUUCUUGAUCACAAUCCUAUGCGUGUACAUACUAUCAAAUAUUAUUAUGUACGUUAGAGGCAUAGAGUCAUUGACAGGACUGCGUUCGUCCUUCAGUCUCAACGAAGGUCCGAAAGACAGGAUUAAGAAAUUUCAUCUCAAGCGGAUUGAAAAAUCAACGGGAUCAAUGUUUUCCUUUUCGAUCGGCGAUCGAUAGCUUUAUCGAAAAUUUUCAAGGAAUACAUUUCCGUGAAAGAAAAUUCGAUCAUGGGUGGAAGUAUUUAUAUCAAAUCGAUAAAAAAAACUUGAUGAUUGAGUUGAAAAACAAUUGAUUCCGUUCACGUUUUCGUACUGAUGCAUCAAAAAUAUACAUUAUUUAGGAUGAAGAAAUUUAUUCGCUUUUCAUGGCAGCGAGUGGUGGUGUCAGCAAUCAGGUCAGAAAGUCAGGGAAUGAGGGGAGAACCCGUUGAUUGGGAAUAAAUUAUCAAACGUUCGUGCUCAAAGAUUUUUCGAGAAAAAAAUAAGCGAAACUUUGGGCGGGAACGUGAUUUCUAUUAUUUAUUACGAUUCCCAGAGAAUAAGAGAAGACAUCACAAACAAGAAGAUAGAGCAGCUCGAUGAGAUAUCGCGAGCGAAAUUUUGUAGAUUGUAAGAAUAGUUUUACGCGAAAAAUUGCUGAAUAAAUUCAAUCAGCAUAAAAGUCUUACGAAAUCCGAUCCAAAACAAAAAAAAACGAAAGAAAGAUUUUGAAAAUGCAACGUAGCAUCGCACCUUUAUUGAACGAACGAUAAGUAAUUCUCGAUUCGAUACGAAUAUUUCGUUACCUUCGAAUUAGAGAGAACUGAGAAAUUAAAAAAAUAUAAAAACGAAUAGCAUGAGAAAUACACAUUUUUUAACGCGUUUGGAAACAUUGUUAAUUAUAAGAUGUGACAAUCGCGCUGUUUUGUAAAACACGAUAAAGCGAGAACAAAAAAAAUACAGACACUAAUGAGAUGGGUAGAUCAAGGAGGCCACCGUAAUAAUAAUAUUCGUGCUGUAUCAGAGAUCCGAGGGCAUUCAAAUAAUUCAUGCAAAUUUAGUUGAUCGAAAGCGAUUCACAAAAAUUAUAAAAAAAAAAAAAAAAAAAACAAAUAGGAUGAAACGCGUAUGGAAGACUCGUAUGAUAAUUGAAAAAACGAAUAUAGAAAAAAUGAUAUCUGUGACUGUGAGAUUUGGGACACACCAUGAAAUUAACUAUUCAAAUAGAGAAACCGUAUUAAUUUAAUGUUGUGAACCUUUGGAUGGACUGUAUUGUAUAUGUAUAUCUACCUGCUCUGUCUGAAGCUGCAUUCUCCAAUACUAAAUACUAAUACAGUUGUCUCUAAAGAUAUAUAAAUAAUCGUCGUUUUACUUUGCAAAAAAACAACAAAUAUAUUGCAAAACCAUCAUA
Molecule: messenger RNA, 5345 nt
Organism: Venturia canescens
Lineage: Eukaryota; Metazoa; Arthropoda; Insecta; Hymenoptera; Ichneumonidae
Product: dynein light chain 2, cytoplasmic
Exons: 3
Coding region: 54-320 (88 amino acids)
Biological process (GO): microtubule-based process
Cellular component (GO): cytoplasmic dynein complex
Molecular function (GO): dynein intermediate chain binding
Source: RefSeq, a predicted model, not a curated record